AUGCCUGGACGUGAGGUGCCCCCGCGCGCAGUCGGUGCGAAAGAGCGGUGUAGGCCGGCGGGCAGCCCUUACGCCGCGGCCACGGCGUCCACACGGCAGAAGACAGCCAUCCCGAGGACGGCGCCGCCGAAGAAAGAAGAGCGAAGGCCACUGCAGCAGUUCACUGCCGUCGCCCCUGCCUGUGAAAUGUGUCUUGGUCUACUGCAUUACUCCCAGAAGGUUCGCAACGCAUUGGAGGCUGUGCUGGCGAACGCCAGGGUGGUGUUUCUCGACGACACGUUGCACCACCAAAUGGACGAUGAGCGGUGGGUGCGGGUGCUGCGGGCGAUGGGUGCCGAUAAAUCGACGUACUACACGAGGACGGUGGCCCUGAGCAAACCCGCCUUGAGUUCAGGCCGUGAGGGAUUGCGAAUAGAUGCAUAA
Trypanosoma conorhini is the source of this 423-nucleotide messenger RNA. RefSeq lists its product as uncharacterized. Bases 1 to 423 code for a protein of 140 amino acids. The record is from RefSeq and is a predicted model, not a curated record. The transcript has a single exon. NCBI's taxonomy places the organism in Eukaryota, Euglenozoa, Kinetoplastea, Trypanosomatida, Trypanosomatidae.